Messenger RNA from Andrographis paniculata, 1691 nucleotides. RefSeq names its product protein ABIL1-like. Bases 215 to 1051 code for a protein of 278 amino acids. The record is from RefSeq and is a predicted model, not a curated record. Lineage: Eukaryota; Viridiplantae; Streptophyta; Magnoliopsida; Lamiales; Acanthaceae. The transcript has 9 exons.
AUACACACCACACCGCAUUCUUAUAUAACUGCCCUGCAUAUACAUACAUAUAUAUAUAUUAAUAUAUACCUUGCUUUACCUCCAAAUUUACUUCAAGCACGCCAAUUGAUUAUUCCUCCAGUUCAAAAUCCGCUACUUAAUCAACUGUUGGAGCUCCGAUUUCAUUUUCGAAUUUCAAUCUCGCGCAAUAGCAGCAGAAUCAGUUGUGUUUUCGAUGGAGGUGGAGGAAGGUGGAGCGGAGAAGCGAACGAUGGUGUUCGAGGAGGAAUCGAUGGAGAGUUCUACGAGUUUUGUCACGGCAUUGCAGGAACUUAAAAACCUCAAAUCUCAUUUGUACUCUGCAGCAGAGUAUUGUGAAAAGUCCUACCUUAAGAGUGAGCAACAGCAGAUGAUUCUGGACAAUCUGAAAGAUUAUGUUUCACGAGCUCUCGUCAAUACUAUCGACCACCUCGGAACUGUUGCUUACAAGUUGCAUGAUAUUGUGGAUCAACAAGCAUUAGAGAUCUCAUCUUUUGAUCUGAAAGUUGAUUGUCUAAACCAGAAACUUCUUACUUGUCGAACAUAUACUGAUAGAGAAGGUCUAAGGCAGCAACAAUUGUUAGCCAUCAUUCCCAGCCAUCACAAACAUUAUACAUUGCCAAAUUCAACGAGCAAGAAAGUGCACUUUGGACCAUAUAUACAGUCAGAUUUUGGGCAGCAUGUACAAGUGAAAAGUCAUCGAUAUCCUUCAGGUGCUUUGGCAGCCAGAACACUUUCUUGGCAUUUGGCCUCAGAAACCAAGUCGACCUUCAAAGGGCCUUCAAUAGGGAUUAUGAGCACCGAGGAGUCGAAGAUAAAUGGGAAUGAGAAAACAUCUGGCAAUUCGAAGAAUAGCUGGAGGAGAUCAACCCCAGCAACAAGAGUAGCUAUGCGAACCCUUGGUGUCACACGGCGAGAUUCUCCACAAAAACCCAAACCCUCAGCAGAAGAGGAUAAUGGCAUCGACAACAAGAACAAAAUUUCAGACUUAUUGGUAAAACCCAAGGCAUCAAACUUGAGGAAAAGUGGGUGAACGAAUGAAUGUUUUUUGGCCAAACAGGUAAGUAAACUAACUAUACAAGGUAGUUAGUUUAUAUACAUAUGGACAUAGGGAAAGAGUUUUAGAUAUAAAGUACACUGUUAUAAUACAAAUGAAAUUCUCUCUGUACUUUCGUCACAUAAUAGGAUAUAUAGUAACACAUACUUAAUGAAUGAUUUUCUUGGGCAUAAUAUUGGUUUUUAAUUGUGGAAAGUGGCUUGUAUCAUUUGAUUCAUUUGGUGAAUGAAAAGUUGGAUCUCUAUGUAAAAGGAGCCUAAAAUAAAUAUAUUGCAUUAGCCCUGUGACUUUAUAAUGACUGUCAUCAUUUUUAGAUCUAAUCUCCUUGUAGAUCUCGACAUUUAGCCAUACUUAAUUAAGUUAUAUGGCGGGCAUUAAUUGAAAAAUUCAACACUUGCUGAUAGGACAUUCUAUAUAGAAAAAUAGCAAAUAAUACAGACUUGGCAGAUAAUAUACUUCAUCAUCAGUCUCAACCUAAAUUAUUUUUUUCAUUCUUUUUGUAUGUCUCAUAUUUUUUUUUAUAUUUUAAUAAAAAUAAUUGUAUAUUAAUAUAAAAAUACUUUUUAACUUUUAGUACAAUGACAAAUGUACUAUUAAUACCAAUAUACUGUUAAUU